Mangifera indica (mango) is the source of this 2137-nucleotide messenger RNA. RefSeq lists its product as uncharacterized. The coding region runs from base 273 to 1766 and encodes 497 amino acids. The record is from RefSeq and is a predicted model, not a curated record. The transcript has 6 exons. NCBI's taxonomy places the organism in Eukaryota, Viridiplantae, Streptophyta, Magnoliopsida, Sapindales, Anacardiaceae.
GAGAAUCAAAGACUAAAACAUUGACAGCAACCGCGACAGAUUUCAUGUUUUUGUUUGUUUCUGUUUGUGCGGCUUACUUUAACUACUUUGUUAGUAUGUCUUCAAAUCUUGAGAUUUCUUCUUCUUCUUCUUCAGUUGUUGUGUCUUCUGCUGUCACUAAUGCUACUACACAAACUGAAACUACUUUUACAGGUGGGCUGUGAAAAUCUCAUCACUGUACUGCUAGUAGUGUGUAGUGUGUAGUAUUCUGGGCAGUCUCUUAUAGAAGAUAGAUGGGUUCUAGAUUCCCAUCUCAUCAACUCAGCAAUGGCCUUUAUGUAUCAGGCCGGCCUGAGCAGCCAAAAGAAAGGACACCAACAAUGAGCUCAGUAGCCAUGCCUUAUACAGGUGGUGAUAUCAAGAAAUCUGGAGAAUUAGGGAAAAUGUUUGAUAUCCCUGUUGAUGGUUCCAAGUCUAGAAAAUCUGGACCUAUAAAUAGUGCUCCUUCAAGGACUGGAUCUUUUGGAGGUGCUGCUUCACAUUCAGGUCCACUUAUGCCUAAUGCAUCUUCUCGGGCUGGUUUCACAUCUGGUCCUGUAUCAUCUGGAGGGAUGUCUGCUUCGACUUCGUUAAAGAAGUCAAACUCUGGACCGCUUAAUAAACAUGGGGAGCCUGUAAAGAAAUCUUCAGGCCCUCAAUCGGGUGGAGUAACACCAAGUGGCCGCCAAAACUCUGGCCCCCUUCCUCCUGUUCUCCCUGCAACUGGUCUCAUUACGUCAGGACCCAUCUCUUCAGGUCCACUAAAUUCAUCUGGGGCCCCUAGGAAGGUAUCUGGUCCUUUGGAUUCUAUGGGAUCAAUGAAAAUACCGAGCUCAGUUGCUCAUAAUCAGGCUGUGACUGUUCUUAGCCAAGAUGAAGACUUUUCCUUCAAGAGGAAUUUCCCCAAGCCAAUAAUGUGGUCCUUGAUUCUGCUUUUUGUCAUGGGCUUUAUUGCUGGUGGUUUUAUUCUCGGCGCAGUGCAUAAUGCCAUUCUUCUCAUUGUUGUGGUGGUUCUUUUUUGUGCUGUUGCUGCUUUAUUUGGCUGGAAUUCUUGGUGGGGAAGAAAUGCUAUUAUUGGUUAUAUAGCUCGUUAUCCUGAUGCCAAACUUAGAAAUGCCAAGAAUGGUCAAUUUGUGAAGAUCUCUGGGUUGCAAAGGGUUCACUGUGACUGUGAGAACAUAUAUCCUGUUGUCACCUGCGGUAAUGUGCCUCUUGAGUCAUCAUUCCAAAAAGUUCCCAGAUGCAUAUAUACAUCCACAAGUUUGUAUGAGUAUCGAGGAUGGGAUUCAAAAGCUGCCAACCCUACACAUUGUCGUUUUACUUGGGGGCUCAGAUCAUUAGAAAGGCGUGCAGUUGACUUCUACAUCUCUGAUUUCCAGUCUGGGUUAAGAGCAUUGGUUAAAACUGGGUAUGGAGCAAGGGUGACACCUUAUGUUGAUGACUCCUUUGUCAUAGAUGUUAAUCCAGCUAAAGAAGAGUUAUCUCCUGAGUUCAUCGGAUGGCUGGCAGAGAGGAACCUUUCAAGUGAAGACCGUGUAAUGCAAUUGAAAGAAGGGUAUAUCAAAGAAGGAAGCACUGUUAGUGUAAUGGGAGUUGUUCAAAGGAACGACAAUGUGCUUAUGAUUGUCCCUCCACCUGAACCCGUCUCAACAGGAUGCCAAUGGGCCAAAUGUAUUGUUCCAGCUAACCUUGAUGGUAUUGUAUUGAGAUGUGAAGAUGCUUCAAAGAAUGAUGUUAUACCAGUUUAGUAUUGUAAGCUUUUUCUUUUAUUUUUCCUUAAGAUAUAUUCUUUUCUUCUUUCUUUUUGUCUAUUAAUAUUUGAUGGUGGGGAUAGUAAAAGUGGUAGCAUUAAGGAGUGACGGGUGAUUUCAAUGCUUGAAUACCCAGUUAGCGGUCAUGUUCUCUCAUAUUAACUUCUUGUAUAGCUCUUCAGGUUUCUUCCCCUUUUAUUUUUCGUUUUUUUAGGGUGUGAUGGCUUUUGUGAGGAGGGUUUGGUCGAGCCAAUGGGAAAUAAAUGUGUGAGCAGAUUGUUGUUAUGUUAAAUAGAACCAAAGAAAAGAUGUGUUAUGAGUUAUCAAGCAUAUUGUCUUCAAAUGCAAUCUGUAGUUUCUACUUGAAA